GUCUUACCGUCGAACGGCGGGCACACUGGUCCCCAUAUUUUGGUUUUACGUUCCGAUAAAAUUCUAUUUUUGCUCGAUUCGUGUCAGAUUUUGGGCGAAUUGUAAAUUUAAACCCCAACGCGAACCGAUUCAGUGUCUAAAUCCCCAGUGUGUCUAGCCGACGAGGAGGUGUGUCACCAGGGAAACCAGCGAAGAAGCCCCAAACAAUCGGGUUUUGUGUGUGACGAAAUCGGGCGAUAGCGCAGUGCUCCAGUGGUGAGUACCAGGCACCCAGUGCCACACGUCGCGCACAUACUGCCCUCAGUGCCCAGCGAGCAGUUCCGGCGAGCAGACCCAAGCAGCCGAUCCGAAGAUCCGUUGAUCCGUUGACCCGUAGUGCCGUCGAGCCCCAACCAGUCUGACCAUGUCCAGCGACGCCGAUACGCCCGUGCUGCGCAACUGCAUCCGGCUGCCGCUGCCGGAGGACGAGCUCCUGGAGGUGACCGCCAAGGCCAAGGACUACGCCAUCAUGCACGGCGCCGCCAUGCGAUCGAAGACCGCCUUCAGCCCGGACUCGCUCAAUUUCGCUCCGUUUGUGCUGGUGCCUUCCUCGUUUCCGCGCAAGGAGUUUGAGAAGGCGGUGGCCCUGCAGCCGAUCAUCAACCGGCUGAUGCACAACGUGGCCCACGACGAGGAGUUCAUCACCACGACGCUGGCGGAGACGAUCAAAGUGGACGAGUUCACGGCCAACCUGUUCAACAUCUACCGCAAGGUGCUGGCGCACGGGUUCACCCAGAAAAUAUCGUUGGGGAUGCUGCGCAGCGACCUGAUGCUGGAGUCCGGCUGCCCGGAGCUGUCGCCGCGGGCACUUCGGCCGGCGGCUGGAGAGGAUCGCGGCCAGGCGGCGGCUGCUGUGGGAGCUGCUGCCGGAACUGCUACUGUUGGCACGGGCAGGAACAAGGAGCAGAAGCAGAUGCAGAAGGAGGAGCAAAAGGAGGAGGAGGAGCGGAAGGAGGACAGGGAGAGUCAGCUGAGCCGCGCCACCGGGGAACGGGAUCGGAGGGCGGCCGGCGUUCCAUCCGCGUACUGCUGCUGGAAACAAGUCGAGAUCAAUACGAUAGCUUCGGGCUUUGGCCAUUUGGGACCAGCAAGUAAAACCAUUCAAAGAUUUGUACUUAGCGAGCUGGGACACGCGGAUAAGCUGCACAAUAUGCCCGACAACAACGCUUUGGCAGGACUUUGCGACGGAAUGGUGAAGGCCUGGGAGAUCUACGCGAAGCCGAAGGCUGUGAUCCUGUUCAUCAUCGAGGACGUGUCGUACAACAUCUGCGACCAGCGCUUCCACGAGUUCUACAUUCGCGAGACCUAUCCGCACAUCAAGGUGCUGCGCCGCACCCUCACCGAGGUGCAUCGCGAGGGGAAACUGGGCCAGGCCAAGGAGCUGCUGCUGGGAUCCCUGGAGGUGGCCGUGAUAUACUUCCGCGCGGGCUACGAGCCCGGCCACUACCACUCGCAGGCGGAGUGGGACGCCCGCUACCUGAUGGAGACCUCGCUGGCCAUCAAGUGCCCCUCGAUCCACUACCACCUGGCGGGCACCAAGAAGGUGCAGCAGGCGCUGGCCCAGCCGGCGGUGCUCGAGCGCUUCAUCAACGACCCCGAGGAGAUCAAGGCGGUGGGCAAGAUCUUCACCGGCCUCUACUCGCUGGACGACAACGAGGCGGGCAACGCCUCCUACGAGAUGGCGCUCCGCACCCCGGAGCGAUUCGUCCUGAAGCCGCAGCGCGAGGGAGGCGGCAACAAUGUCUACGGCGUGGACAUUCCCGACGCCCUCAAGCGCAUGUCGCGCGUGGAGCGCUCCGCGUGGAUCCUGAUGGACCUGAUCCACCCGCCACUGACCAAGGGCUACAUGGUGCGUCCGGGAGGCGACAUGCCGCCCCAGAUCGUGGACAUGGUCUCCGAGCUGGGCAUCUUCGGUGUGGUGAUCGGCGACGCGGAGCACAUAGUGCACAACUACCAGGCGGGACACAUGCUGCGCACCAAGCUCUCCACUGCGAACGAAGGAGGCGUGGCCGCCGGACUGGGCGCCCUGGACAGCCCGUAUCUUAUUGACAGCGACGACGACGACCAGGAGAACUAGGAUCCUCGGUGUCAAGGGUCCAAAAGCCGGCAUUCCACCUGUUGCCUCAGUCUUGUAUAGAUAAUUAUUUUUGUAAAGCGUGUUGUACAUUUUUCACUUUCCCCCACCCAAAUUGCAAUAAACAAAACGUAAAGUUA
Molecule: messenger RNA, 2253 nt
Organism: Drosophila ficusphila
Lineage: Eukaryota; Metazoa; Arthropoda; Insecta; Diptera; Drosophilidae
Gene: Gss2
Product: glutathione synthetase
Exons: 8
Coding region: 404-2116 (570 amino acids)
Biological process (GO): glutathione biosynthetic process
Cellular component (GO): cytosol
Molecular function (GO): ATP binding; glutathione synthase activity; glutathione binding
Source: RefSeq, a predicted model, not a curated record